Molecule: messenger RNA, 1169 nt
Organism: Pogona vitticeps (central bearded dragon)
Lineage: Eukaryota; Metazoa; Chordata; Lepidosauria; Squamata; Agamidae
Gene: HOXA9
Product: homeobox A9
Biological process (GO): proximal/distal pattern formation; regulation of transcription by RNA polymerase II; DNA-templated transcription
Cellular component (GO): nucleus
Molecular function (GO): RNA polymerase II cis-regulatory region sequence-specific DNA binding; DNA-binding transcription factor activity, RNA polymerase II-specific
Source: RefSeq, a predicted model, not a curated record
UGCAGUUUCAUAAUUUCACCCGGGUCUGGCUUCUUCCUUUUAAAAACAUUUCGGGGGCCCCCGGGUCUGGCUCGCCUUGGGUGGCGAUGUCUUCCUCGGGCACGCUCAGCAAUUACUACGUGGACUCUUUCCUCCUCCACGAGAGCGAGGAGCUGGUGCCCUCCCGCUACGGCUCGGCUCCUCUGGGGCAGCCCUCCAGGCAGGCGGCCCUGGGCGAGCACCCCGAAUUCACCCCUUGCAGCUUCCAGUCCAAGACGUCCGUCUUCAGCCCUUCCUGGAACGCCGUCCACCCGCCGGGCGCCAACAAUGUGCCGGCCGUCUACCACCCCUACGUGCAUCACCAGGCGCCCAUGGCAGCGCCCGACGGCAGGUACAUGCGUUCCUGGCUGGAGCCUAUGCCGGGCUCCUUGUCUUUCCCCGGCUUGCCGGCCAGCCGGCAUUACGGCAUUAAACCUGAACCGCUCACGGCGGCCCGGAGGGGUGACUGUACCACCUUUGACACGCACGCACUCUCCCUGACUGACUAUGCUUGUGGUUCUCCUCCAGCUGAUAGGGAUAAGCAAGCCAACGACGGGCCGUUCGCGGAAAACAAUGGCGAGAGCGAGGCCAACGGAGACAAGCCCCCCCUCGACCCCAAUAAUCCCGCUGCCAAUUGGUUACACGCGAGAUCCACGCGAAAAAAGCGCUGCCCUUACACCAAGCACCAGACGCUGGAGUUGGAGAAAGAGUUUUUGUUCAACAUGUACCUCACCAGGGACCGGCGGUACGAAGUGGCCAGGCUUCUGAAUUUAACGGAGAGACAAGUGAAAAUCUGGUUUCAGAACCGGAGGAUGAAAAUGAAGAAAAUCAAUAAAGACCGAGCAAAAGACGAAUAAAGAGGGUGCGCGUUGCAGGUUCAUCGCGUUUCACGGCAGCGAAAUCUCGACCCAACCCCCCUACGCUCCUCGUCUUCUCCAACGCAACACAACACAGCCCCCCUUCUACCCUUCUGAGGCUGCGCCCAGGCCUCACGUUAUUUGCGUUUUUAAUAUAUUUUUUUUAAAGAACAAAAUUUGUGGUUGUUUCUCGUUGGCCAAUUCUGCUUUUGAAAGCACCUCUCCAGCGUGCAGGGAGAUAACGGCUGGGCCCCGGUGCUACGAUGGAGGUAUCCUGAUUUUCAAUUUUCUUUC